This is a messenger RNA of Aspergillus uvarum CBS 121591, 1008 nucleotides long. It is a transcript of the gene cdc42, whose product is annotated as Rho family GTPase CDC42. The transcript has 4 exons. The coding region runs from base 430 to 1008 and encodes 192 amino acids. Lineage: Eukaryota; Fungi; Ascomycota; Eurotiomycetes; Eurotiales; Aspergillaceae. Gene Ontology annotation, biological process: small GTPase-mediated signal transduction. The record is from RefSeq and is a predicted model, not a curated record. Gene Ontology annotation, molecular function: GTPase activity; GTP binding.
CUCCCUCCCUCCCUUCCUCAAGCUCCUCCACACUCCCAUUAUUCCUAUUAUCUUUUCACCGUCAAACUGUCACCACAACGCACACCCAUCGAUUAAUUCUAUUUGUGAUUCUCCGAAUCUACCUACACACUCAAGCUCUUUGUCUUCCCUCAUCACCUGCGAUCUCUGCUCUGUCUUAUCUUAGCCGCCGUACUCUUUCCCGGUCACCUACCUCCCUUACCAUCUCAUCUUUCUGCCUCCCUUUUAAUCAAUCUCUCUUAUUCUAAUCCACCUUCCGCACCCCCCUCCCCUCACGGUCUUUCCCCCCCCCCCCCUGUUCACCGCAUUUACCUUUCCUCCUGUCCACCUCCUCUCGGACUCCGACAACCUUCACUUGAACAUCCACUCAGCCUCUUUGGUGACUUUCUUGGGUAGCCCAAGGUUUACAAUAUGGUUGUAGCCACAAUCAAGUGUGUUGUCGUCGGUGAUGGUGCGGUUGGAAAGACUUGCCUGUUAAUUUCGUACACAACGAACAAGUUCCCCUCGGAAUAUGUUCCUACCGUCUUCGACAACUAUGCUGUCACGGUCAUGAUUGGCGAUGAGCCAUACACCUUGGGUCUCUUUGAUACCGCCGGUCAGGAGGAUUAUGAUCGCCUCCGUCCUCUUUCCUACCCCCAAACCGAUGUCUUUCUCGUCUGCUUCUCCGUCACUUCCCCCGCCUCCUUCGAGAACGUCCGCGAAAAAUGGUUUCCCGAAGUCCACCACCACUGCCCUGGUGUUCCUUGCUUAAUUGUUGGCACUCAAACCGAUUUGCGCGACGACCCCGCUGUUCGGGAAAAGCUUUCUCGUCAAAAGAUGCAGCCCAUUCGCAAGGAAGACGGAGACCGGAUGGCCAAAGAACUGGGUGCUGUGAAAUACGUGGAGUGCUCCGCCUUGACGCAGUACAAGCUCAAGGACGUCUUUGAUGAGGCCAUCGUUGCCGCCCUGGAGCCUGCUCCCAAGAAGUCUAAGAAGUGUGUGGUAUUGUAA